Monoraphidium neglectum is the source of this 1617-nucleotide messenger RNA. RefSeq lists its product as hypothetical. The transcript has 8 exons. NCBI's taxonomy places the organism in Eukaryota, Viridiplantae, Chlorophyta, Chlorophyceae, Sphaeropleales, Selenastraceae. Bases 1 to 1617 code for a protein of 538 amino acids. Gene Ontology annotation, molecular function: protein binding. The record is from RefSeq and is a predicted model, not a curated record.
AUGCACCUCGUAGUGGGCACGUACGAGCGCUUUCUACUGGGAUACGCCGUGCCGGAUGCCCUCGAGGCCGGCGGCGCGCAGCUGGCGCGCGCGUUCACGCACGCUUCGCACCAGGGCCCCGUCCGGUGUGUUGACGCGGCGGGCGCGUACGUGGUGUCUGGGGGUUCGGAUGACCAGCUACACCUGUACGAUGUGAAGCGCGGCCGCGACCUGGGGUUCCUCAUGAACCCGGGGGAGGGCGCGGUGCCGUGCCUGCAGCUCUACACGCCGCCGGGGGCCGCCUCCCCAAGCCACCUCUUCAGCGGCAGCGCAGACGGCGGGAUCGCAAUCUGGCGGGCCGGCGGCGAGUGGGAGCACCUGAAGAUGAUGAAGGGCCACAGGGGCGCUGUAAACGCGCUCGCGGUGCACCCCAGCGGCCGGCUGGCGCUGAGCGUGGCGCACGACAGGCAGCUUCGAAUGUGGGACCUCCUCAGGGGCCGCUGCACCUACACCGCUGGUCUGGAUGCAGAGGGCGUGGACAUCCAGCUGGGCCCCAGGGGCGACACGUACGCACUGCUCUGCGGCCGCACGCUCACGCUGCACGCGGCUGGCGGGGAGGGCGGCCUGCUGGCGCGCCUUGACUCAGAAGAGGUCAAGUUCACUUGCCUGGGGCGCGGCCGGCAGGACGAGAGGGUGCUGUUGGUAGGGCAAGAGGACGGCACCCUCGCGCUCUGGGACACUCGGGAGGGCGGCGGCCCGGGUGCGGCAGCCAGUGCACGGCUGGCGUCGCGGGUUGAGAAGGCCCACAAAACGCGGAUAAGAGCCAUCGAGCCUGUUACACCAGACGACGGCGGCCCCCUGCCGCGCCACGUCGCCACCGCGUCGAGCGACGGCGUCAUCAAAAUCUGGGAUUGCCGCCGGAUGACGACCGUGACUCACAGCGCCGGCUGCAGCGAGCUGGCGAACGCAGACACAAAGGGGCGCAUCACGUGCAUGACGCUCUCGGCGCCGGGGCGGAGGCAGGCGGCGCUCGCAGGCGGGGCAGGAGGGGAUGCAGAGGCGACUGCUGCUGGAGAGCAGAAAACGGAGCCUAAAGAGCAGCGACAUCGGCAACCGUUGGAAAAGCGGCAACAGCAGCAGCAAGAUCAGCAGCGGCAGCAGCAGCAGCAGAAACGGAAGCAUCAGGUGGCAGCCAGCGGCGAGCAGCAGCCAGCAAAGGCGCAGCAACCUGUCAAGCAGGGGCAGCAGCAGCAACAGCAGCAGCAGCAGCAGAAAACGCAGAAGCAGCAGCAGCAGAAACAGCAGAAGCAGCAGAAGCAGGUAGAGCAGUUCUUUGAUGACGACGACGAUGAUGUUGAACUAGAGCAGCAGCAGCAGCGCGGUAAGGGAGGCAAGGCAGGCAAGCAGCACAAGGCCCCGCUGAACGGCGCUGGCAGCCGCCGCGGCGACGGCGAGGCGUUGGUUCCACGCGUGCAGACCGUGAUCAAGAAGAAAAAGAAGCGGGAAGGUCACACUGGGCAGCAGCAGCGUGGGCAGCAGCAGCGGCGGCGGGAAGGGCAGGCGCGAGGCAGCGGCGCUAGCGGCAGUGGAGGGAUCAGCAUCACGAACCGGAAGGCGCCGCGGCCGGGUAGAAGUUGA